Messenger RNA from Podarcis lilfordi (Lilford's wall lizard), 18479 nucleotides. The record is from the annotation of a GenBank genome assembly. Lineage: Eukaryota; Metazoa; Chordata; Lepidosauria; Squamata; Lacertidae.
AUGCCAGGUAGAUUCCAAUGAUACAAUAAAUUUUGAGGGACAGCGCAAGGGGGCGCAUCCAGCCUCGCAGCCUCCCAGGGCCCAACCCACAGCCAGCGAGCUCCGAUGCUCAGAGAGGCAGGAAACGGGGCCAGCCAGGGGGACUCGAGAGCGGCUGCACUUUCCUGUCCCCCGCCGAGGAGAGCGGAGGAGCAGCGGCCCCGUGGCCUGGCGAGUUUCCCCGGAGAGGAGCCGGAUUCCGGUGCAGGGACGGAGCGAGGAGUCCGAGGUGCAGGAGGCGGGAGGGGGAGGAGAGCACGUGCGCCUCGCCUGGCAGGAUCAGGCCCCGAGUGGAGUCAGAGGCUGCAGGGCGCCCCCCACCCGGGCAGGAAGGGGAAGGGGCGCAGCUGAGGGGCAGGGCAUCUGCAGGAGGGCACAGGGGCAAACAUCUCUGGCUCAGGCUGGCACGGACCCUGCCGGAGACCCUGGGGAGCUGCUCCCUUCAGUCCUGAGCUCAAGGGGCAGAAUGAGGGGUCGAAGGCAGCUGCUGCUUCGCGGUGGACGAUGCAUAUAGUCGCUCACGGAUCAGCGGCGUACCUGGGGCUUUUGCCUCCCCUGUCCCUGUCCCUCAGCAGGGAGCCCCGUCCUCUUUCACGGUCCUCCCCACGGCGGAGAGGGAAGGGGAGGCAGGGGGGAAAUGGAAGAGCAGUGCAGCACGGGGGGGGGGGCUCUUACUGUGCAGCCCCCUGACACCCUUUGCAGGCCACUACUCCUGCACCCCUUCCUCUGCCAGUACCAUUGAUGAACCUAUCGCCCUCCUUCAUGAAUUGGUCGCCUUCUAAAGCACUCUUAGCCGCCACCACCAUCACUGCAUCUUGUGGCAAUGAUGUGCAUCAGAUUCAUUUAGCAAGGAAAUGGUUUCUUUUGCCUGCCCCAAAUCAAGGUACACUGUGCCUACACAUGGAGGCUCUGUUGUUCUGUCACGGCUAAUAAAACGGCUAAUAGAUCUUUUCCCCGGAGAACGCAUCUGAUCUUUUCCCAAGCUGUCAAAGCUAGUGACCUCUUGUGUCUGCGUGUAAAUCAGUGAGACAGGCUUAAGCCUGGUUUCAUUAAUUGUUUUAUUUCCACCUUCCUCAGUAAGGCAGCAGGGUUGAAGUGGGUGACAGUUUUGAGAAUGCAGAGGAAAGGAGGAUUCUUAAGAAGUGUGGCAUAUGGAAAUGAAUUAAUGAUAAUAAAAACGUUGAAGACAGUAUUGUAAAAGACCGAGGAAGGCGAAAUUGAAAUUAGCUAUUCAUUUUCAGAUUAUUACUCAUUUCAUUUCUAUACUGCUUCAUAUUUUUAAGGGAAAAAAUCUCAAAGCAAUUAAAGGGAAAUCUCAUUGCAGUUUGUGUCCAUAGGAUAUUGAGAACAUUGUAGAUCCAGGAGUUCUCUCCUCCUGAUAGUCUCAGAUUUGAUUGUUCUUUCUGAUAGAGCAGGAGGAACGAAACGUUUAUGGGCUUAAAGCUGCAUUGAUUCUGGAGGUCACAUUCCAGUGAGCUUUGUGGCCAAUGUAUGCAUACCAUAAAGUCACAUGCACACACGCCAGAGGUGCUGCACACACUCACCAGACAUGCCAUCUAGCAUACAUACAAGUCUUGCAAACACAAUCAGCAUGUUUAGACCUUCCAACCCCAGUGCUGGGGUGGAGGAGAAAUAAGAGCACAAGAAGACCCUGCUGAAUUAGCAAUGAGAUCUGUGGAAAAAAGACCCUUCUGAUUGGUCUUUAUAAAUCCGCUUUUAAGAGCAGCCAGAGGGAUCAUUUAUUUCCAGAGCAGGGCUUUUACCCCAUUUCAGCACUGUGCUAGUUUGUGGUGAAAUUGGAGUUGAAAAGAUCUCUCUAAGGGCCCCUUAGGCAUCUUUCUCUCCAGGACAGACAGAUCUUCAUCCUAUGAUCAGAUCAGGAGAUGGAAACGGCAGGGACUAGCAGGACACACCCUGAGGCUUGGCAAGCCAUAUGCAGCCAAUGGACUGCAAGUUAGAGUGUCUUCAGUCAAGAGAGUUUGUGACCAUCAAAUUUAAAAUAUUUUGGAGUGAGUUCUUUGAUUUUGUUGGUCAAUAUUCCUUUUGUCAGUUUCUUGGGCUGUGCAGAUCCCAUACAUUUAAAGCACGUGGCUUCGCCCAGAGAACCAUGGGACCUGUAGUUUAUUGCUACAGUUCUCAACACCCCUAACAAACCGCAGCUGGCAGGAUUUCUUGGGUGAAGCCAUGUACUUUAAAUGUUAGCUGGGUCUGUUGCAGCCUUAAUCAUAUACAAAGAUCUGUUGCUGCCUUUCCAACAUGCUAGAAGUUGCAGCCAGGAUCAGCAUUCCCUGUCCACUGAACAUGCUCAGCCCUCUCACUGGGUUGUUUUUGGAUUUCCCUCCCUCUGCCUUGGUUCCCCCCCCCCAAAAAUAUUAUUUGUACUUCCAUAAACCUUGAUGUUUCCCCCAGUCUUUGGAUAACUUCCCCUUCUCCCUGGGAGGAGCCGUUUGGGUGACAUAAUGAUUGUCAUUCACAGCCUGAACAUCAGAAAUAGAAAGAGUAAUAAUAUAUUUCAAAAAUUGGCAAAUGGUUAAAAAAUGUGCUUUUGUUUUUAUUCUUGAGUUUUAUUUUACUUUGUGUUUAUUUCUUUUCCAGCAGGGUGGCGUAAAAAUGGAAGAGCAGGGACCCAGGAGACCCAUUCAAAGGGAGAGACUGGAGUGCAAAGGAAAGAAACCUCCUGCCGGCCAAGUUGGGACCAUCAGGGAUCUUCUGCCUCGGGCAGAUUUAUGUCAGAUUAAGCAGGAGCAAGAGGAGGGGCAGCCGCAGCAGCACUGGGAGGCCCAGAAGCAGGAUUUCCUGAAGACGAUGCAGCCCCCUCGUUCAGGGUGGGAAACCCCACAGGCUCCCAGUCCUCCCCAAUCUGGGGAUGGUGUCCUCUCCUUCAGGGGAGCUGCGGAUGCCAGUCGGUGGCCCAGUGGGAGAGCAGGGGGGACAGACCAGACCCUGCUCCCAGACACUGAGGGGCUUCUGGGAAAGGUAAGUGCCCUCCUCUCACCUGGGUUUCCAGCACCUGGAGGUCACAGGUCCACUGCCUCUAGACAUGGAGGUUCAAAAAAAUCAAAUCAAAUUUUAUUAAACGGUCACAGACCAGAUUAACUCGUACAGCUAGUCAGCGAAGCAUAACACCGGAAAAAACAAAGGACAAUUUCGAUACAUAACUGCAAUUUAAAAUUAGGCAGCAUAAAUAAAAUUAAGUAUUUGCCUUCGCCUGCAUAUUGACAUUGGAAAGCUCUUGUUUCCUGCGCCUAAUAGCGGCUACACAAAAUUUGGCCACAUUGAUCGUAAUUUCAGGAACCUUAUCUUCUACCAAGGCUCUCAUACGUUGGAGUUCUGGUUCAUUUUUAAGCUUUUGUAGAAUUGGGGCAAUAAAGGUCAAACGUAGAUCCUCGUAGUAACUACAGUGCAGCAAUACAUGCAGACUUGUUUCCACUUCCGAUGAGCCACAUGGGCAAACACGUGACUCAUAUGGUUUGCCCUCAUAUCUGCCUAGCAGCAGGGCAGAGGGCAGAACGUUAAAUCUGGCCAGGGUAAAGGAGUGUCUGUACUUAGGUAUUUGUAAAUCAGCCAAAUAAUUUGCGGGUGAGAACCCUCUCCCAAAGUCUCUAAUUAUGGCAUGUUUAUCCAUUUUGCCCAUAUGACAUUGCAGCUCUAUGUCCCUAAUGCGUUGGAGCACUUGACUUCUGGCUCUCUCAUAUCCUGCCGCUAUCAGUAUCUGCUGGGAGAAUCCCAUGCUUCUUAUCUUUUCAAAGUUUGAAGAUUUCCAUGUUUAAUGAUAGGUGUCUAAGAGUGUUAAAGGAGCCAAACCGCCAGGAAAAAAUAAGUUUUAACCAGUAGUGUAUCUUUAGAAUCCACAGCCGCGCAUUAACGGGUGGUUGUCCAACUUCUAAGCGGACAGCUAUAUUAGAUACACAGGGGGGGACCCCAAUAAACACCGAUAGAAUUUUGUUUGAAAUGCCUCCAUAGGCGCAAAAUUUUUAAAACUGCAAACCUGGGAUCCAUAAGUGAGUUGUGGGAGUAUUUUUGCAGCAAAAACCUGGGAGGCCGCCGGAACGUAUUUACCCCCUUUCCCGUGAAAAAAUCUUGUAAGGGCUUUAUUGGCCCUUCCUGCGUUGGCAAUGGCGUUUUUCAUCUGUUGGUGCCACGAGACCCUUUCCUGAAAAGUUAUUCCCAGGUAUUUGAAAGUUGCUACCUGGUCAAUAGGUUGACCAUUAAUUCUCCAUUUGUGUUUCCUUCUUUUUUUUGAAAACACCAUAAUUUUAGAUUUGCUGUAAUUUAUUGAUAGUUGUUCCGCUUGACAAUAGUCAGCAAGUGAUCUCAAAAGCUUCCUCAGGCCAACGCAGGAAAAGGAGAGUAGGACUGCGUCGUCCGCAUACAGAAGCACCGGGAUGGGAAUACCUGCCAGUUUGGGAGGGUGGGCAUUUUCUUUCGCCAUAUUUACUGCUAGAGAGUUGAUAUAGAAAUUAAAUAGCGUUGGCGCGAGGACACAUCCUUGUUUAACCCCAUAGUGUGUUUGAAUUUCUUUAGUUAGAUGGCCUGACCGAUCGCAUCUUACCCUCACCCUGGUGUUUUCGUAUAGACCACGGAUAAGGCAUAAUAAGCGUUUAUCUAUGUUUGUAGCGCCAAGCUUUUCCCAGAGUCUAUCCCUUGGUAUUAGAUCAAACGCCGAUUUAAAAUCCACGAAUGCUGCAUAUAAAGACCCCCCUUUUCUAGAGUAUUUUUCUGCCAGGUGUUGAAGGGUAAGGGCCUGGUCUAUAGUUGAACGCUUUGCUCUAAAACCAGCUUGAGCUUCUGAUAGAAUAUGCUCUCUUUCCAUCCACUCCACUAAUUUAUCACAUAAAUGAGCAGCAUACAGUUUGCUAAUAAUACUUAAUAGACUGAUUGGUCUAUAGUUAGCUGGCUCAGUUCUGUUUCCUUUCUUAAAUAUUGGAAUGAUGAUGGCUAAACCCCAGUCCUCGGGGAUAAUAGCCGCUUGAUUUAUACUAGUGAACAAGGCGGCUAGCACAGGGGCCCACCAUUCGACAUUUGCCUUAAGAAUUUCUGGUGGGAUAUUGUCAGCACCCGGGGCUUUCCCUGAUUUAAGAGCUUGAAUACGGCCAGUAAUUUCUUCUGUGGUUACAGGGGGCCAUUCCUUACCAAAUUCACUUGAAGCAGGAAGCAGAACUGGGGCCAGUUGAUUUGAUGAAUAUAAUGAGAGGAAAUAAGCCUCCCAUGCUCCAGCGGGUAUAGAGUAUUCGAUUUCAGUCGGGGAGUCUCUCCAGCUUUUUGCAAUUAUUUUCCAAAACGUGGCAGAAUCUUUCCUUUGGGAGGCCUCCACUAGGCACUGCCAUUCCUCCCUUUGUGCCUGGAGCUUUUUCUUGCUAAUCAAAGCUUUAUAACUGCGUUUUGACUCAAACCAGUCUAAUGGAAGCGAAGGUAAGUUCGCUGUUCUAUAGUUCCUGUACUUAUCCAGCAGGAGGCGUUUCAUAGCCAUGCAUUCUUGGUCAAACCAAGGUUUGGAUUUAUUAAAGUGUAGAGAUCGCCGUGGCGUUUUUUUGUUGGUCAGAUAAGGUUGUAGCGACGAAAUCAGUUCCCGGAACAUGUCUAAUCUAGCCUCAGGAGUUGGGGAAUUAACGAGGUUCUCCUUUCUAGCAAGAAAAAUAUCUGAGUGAAGUCUUUCCGAUAUUUCAUCACUCAAUUUGCUGGACCAUUUAAUACGUGAGUAUCUUAGCUCCAUGUUUUCGAAGCAUGGGGCUACAAGUUUAUCAGAGCAAAAUAAAUCUUUUCUUACAUCCAGUAAUAAACAGAGCGGUAGAUGGUCGCUAUCAACCCUCUCCACCACUUUACAUUCCCGUGCUCUGCUCAAAAGGUUAGAUGACACCAGGACGUAAUCGAUAGUGGAGGCUCCCAUGUUGGAUAUAAAUGUAAAUUCCCCACUGGGUUCUCUGUCGACACGACCAUUUAAUACAGUCAAAUCCAGAUUGUUGGAAAAACGUAGAAGGCAUAGGCCUGCGUAAUUGCAGCCCUUGUCUUUUGAGAGCCUUGGGGGAAUAGAAUGGGCUUCUUCAGAAAUGGGAGGUACGUCGUGAAAAUGAGCGUAUAACGCUCGUCUGAUUGGCCAAUUCUGGCAUUUAAAUCCCCAGCCAGCAGCACUGCCGCAGCAGGAGUUUGAUUCAUUAGCUCAUCGACAUAAGAUUCUAUCCUAUGCCAGAGAUUUUUGAUAAGCUGCUUGCCUCUUUGGGGAGGGGCAUAUAUAUUAAUCAAUAGAAGUGUGCAAUAUCUGCAUUUCAUUAAUAAUGCCAUGGCCACACUGCUCAGAGGCUCCAGCUCGACGAAAGAUGCUCUCAGCCUUGUGGAUAUUAGAAUGCCUAGCCCACCCUUAACUCGUCCCCCUUUGUUGCUUGGUGAACCUGCGAGCGAAAAUGAGGCAAAACCAUUUACAUCUAAAUCCCCUGUUAGCCAUGUCUCUUGCAAGAAGACUAUAUCAUGAUCUUGGAUAAAAUUGACAAAUGAUUGGUCAGUCGCCUUGUUGAGCCAACCAGCAAUGUUCCAUGAUAGAAAUUUAAGAUUGGCUUUAUCACAAUCGAAUCUUUGUCAAUUAUUAGCUAACGUACUUUUAGGGUUUGUCGCUUUAUGUAUCGGACGCCUAUCGUCUUUGUAUGGUGGGCUAUCCAGCCGCUCUAUGAUUUCAAUAGGUGGAUGCAAAGUGCUCACGUUUGUGAACACCAGAUCUUUAUUAUGCAUAAGUUCCUUCUGUGGAUAGUCUGUUUUGGCCUGAUUUUGGCCCAAUUCUGUUUCGUCUAGGUAUCUCAUUUUGUCCCAUACGUCUUGUGGGGUCACCUUGGGGAUAUUUCUCCUUCGGGGGGGUGAUGGAGUACUCUCCUUGAAGGGUGGCACAUUCUCUCUUGGUGGAAAGUUAAUCUCCGCUUUGAUCUGAAGGUUACGUGUUGUGGACUUUUUUGGGUCCCCCUUGAUAACCUCGUUGCCUGAAGCUCUCUCGGCCAGCUUAUCUCUUAGCUUAUCUAGUCUUCCCAAGAUGUCAGUUUGUAUUAAUGCUGGGAACAUCCAGAAUUGGUCAAUUAGGAUAUUUUCUUCCAUAGUAAAGAAAUCCUCACCUUUGCUUGCAAGGCAUUGCGGGUUCUGUUUGUCAGGCCAGAAUUUUGAGAGUUGUUUCCCCUUUCUAAGAUUUGCCUGCUUAGUUUUCAAAAGGGGGCUCAAAGGAGCCUUAUUUUCAAAGAGCCUAAGUAUUGUUGUCCGUGCUUUUAAAAAGGCAGGUCUUGACCUAAAAAUAUACUUGGUCAGGUUCUGAUCCCUAAAAGUGGUCAGUGCUCUCACUGAGUGACCAUCAUAAUGUAAAUAUUCCACCGAGGUGAUAUCAUUAGCAUUAAUCAUUCCUGGCAGUAUGUCAUUUAGACUAGAUACAAAAUUCAUUAUUCGCUGUUUCCCUGUAAGGAAGCCCUUAGGCUUUGGGAAGUUCGUGAAUACCAGUUUUUGGGGAUUUAGGAUCAAAUUCCAAUCUCUUUCCUGACUGGAGGCUUGCCAGGUCUGAAGGGGGGUAUCAUCUCUACUAAACGCUUCCUCUUCCCCGCUGUUCGAUUUGCUAAGUGUUUUAUUGCCUUCAUAGGAAGAGGCCUCUACUUCCGCAGCAUCAGGUUUAUUAAAAAGUUGGUUAUCCAAGGACUGAGUUGUUACUUCUGCCUUCUCACUUGCUACUGGAGUCAGCCUUGGCGAGUUCUCCUUAGCCGGUUGCUGUGUUGUUUCUCUCUUUUUACCCUUCUUUUUGCUGCCCCGUGUGGUCAAUUUAUUUGGGGCUGAGGGAAGAAGUUUAAACAAUUUCUGCCAAUGUAUGUUUCGAUUACUGCGGGUAUACUUGGCUUUCCUUGUUGUUUUAAUAUUUUUACUUUUCUUCACUUUUACCCUUGAGUUAUGUCUUUGUAGAUUCUUAUUUAUUACUGGUUUGUUCGUCGACGCUAGCUCAACUGUUUUAUGUUCUUGUGGCAUAUCAUUUAAUUCUAACUCUUUUAAUUGAGAUGUGAAAUUUUCUACUAACGUCAGCAGUAGCCCGUUUGUUAUUGUUAGAUAAUUUUUUAUGUUGGCUAAAUCAGAACUUAUUGCUAGGGAAUAAUCCAAAGGGCGACCGUCACUCAAUUCUGUUUGAGAGUAUUUUGGAGUAGGUAUCUGGUUUUGAUGGGUUGAUGUAAUUUAUUCCGUGGGCAGCUGUUCCUUAGUAAUAGAGGUAUUUCCCUCCUGAAGUUCCUCGGCUAAAGCUAGUUCUUGCGCUAGGCUGCAUGGGGAGUUAAUAUUUCCAGUAUCUUGGUAUAUCUCUUUAAAAUUAGACGUCCAAUCAAGAACAGUAAGAGAGGGGGGUAUUACUUCAUCAAGAAUUAACUCUUUGUGUGGACUCUUACCCUCCUCCAUCUUAGGAAAGUAAUUUGUGAUUUUGCUUUGUCUUUUACCAGGGCCCGAGGGGCUGAUUGCCGAGUCAGGCAGUAUACCCAACUCCUUGUAUUUUCUUCUAGUAAAAACCAUGGUAAAAGUGGUCUUGAUAUAGAGAGAGGGCAGUUUACCCCAGGUGCGACUGCCUUAGAUUGGGGGGCAAGUGGGGGUAUCAAUCUAUAUUCUCACCUGCUCUCUGCAACAGCUUCCUGAUGUGCUCAUCAACAGCCUCAAUAUAUUUCUCUAUUUUGAGUUCUCUGCUAUUAGAUCUUGGCAAUUGUCCUAAGCCUGUAGUUUUCACCUCAAUCAUGCGACCAGCGCUGUUUCACAAAUGCUGCAACCUAGUCAGAAUAUAAUAAUAAAACAAUGCUGCCAAAGAGACAGCAGUAAUAAAACGGCUAAAAACUACAUUAAAAUUAAAAUUGCCUUAUUUAGGCAAUUUAUGUGCAGCUGGAAAAGGAUAAUAGUGGAGUUUGGCUAUAGCGCAUGUACAGCUAUGAUAACCUUGUAUUUCGGGUCCUAGCUUAGUCUUUAGAGGCCUAGCUUAGUCUUUAGAGGCCAUCUUCUACCGCCCUAUACUGAACGAAGGAUAUCCAAGAGCCCCAGAAGGGAAACUUUCUGUGGGCUGGUUCGCUGAUUCCUUCUAGGUAGUCUUUCAAAGGCCUACCACAUAAGGCAGGGCACGGAACGAUAUCUUGCUGAAGCCAGUUUUCCAAACCUCCAGAGGGUCCUAUCCGAUACACUGUUGUGAAGUUAUUGUGUAGAUUAAAAACUUCCUGUAAAAAACUCAGGGUGCCUUCACCAGGAGUUUCUGAGAAUAUAAAAGCUGGUCUCCUCGAAAGAGUUUAUUAAAAUGAAGAGCCUUUCCAGCUACAGCACUUCCUCUUCAACUAAGUAGGAAUGUUGUCCCCAGCUAGUUCACACAGCCCCCCAGCUGGGCGGGGGUCAGUCAGUUCAGUUAACCCCCGAAUCUCCAAGCUUUAUCUUUCUCUGUGUUCAGCAGAGCUGGGUGUCUAUGGGCCAAUCUCAAAGCAAAGCUCACAGUCGUAUCUCUCCUUACCCUCCUUCUCCAGGCACCGUUGGUCAGGUAAGCAGUUCACAGUUCUGUCUUUAGACCUCUUCUGUCUCUCUGCUCUCAGUUCAGGCAGCAGCAUUCUCUCCUCUCUGGCAACCUUGACCGGGCAGCUGAUAAGGAGGAAGGGAGCAGGCUGGGACAAGCUGAAGCUCGCAGAGCCGACAGGAGUUAUAAAAAUGUUCAGAGUCUUUAAAAUGUUUUCCGUUUGUUAAAAAUUGGCAUCCGGAGGGCAAUUAAGAUAAGGUUUUUUAAAAAAUAAAAGUGAGCGCCGGAGAGCGUGACUUGCCUCGGCGCCAUCUUGGUCCCAUUCCUCUCAUGGAGGUUCUGUUUAGCUUUGGUGGUGAAUAUUCCUCCUCCCUGCACUUUCUCUCUAAUCCACUUCUAAAAGGCUUGCUAGACCAAACUUUCUUAUACAUGGGAGUUUUGUGAUCAUAUCUCCUGAUGUUGUUACUUUAGUAAAGCAACCACAGGGGACUCGGAAUUUCAUCAGAGCAGAAGCUACGUCAGAAGAGGUGAUCUUCCACCAAUCCUCAUUUUCCUCCUCUAAAUUGCCUUCAUUUCCAAAAUGCUCUUUUCUCCCCACUGAGGUAAAUCUCUUGGUAUGUCUUGCAGCCUCAGCAAUCCCAUGUGUACUUGCAUUAAAUAACACUGGCCUAUUUUGCAAGGUUGUUGCAAGAUUUAUUAGGAUAAUGGUCAGGUUCAGGUGACUGAAUCACAGCCUGAAAAUCUGGGUUAAAAAUAGGAACAGUUUUUAAUGCAUUGCUGCAGCAAAGUUACGAUAAAACCUAAGUUGACUCAAGAUUAAAACCAAAAACUCUAGCCACCACCGCAGUCUCCUGGCCCCCACAACCAGAAUGCAUCACUCCAUAAAGGACCCCCACCCAACCUUUAGUGAGAGAGGGCAAAAGAAAAAGACUCUAAAUGGGUAGUUGCACAAAUUUACCAGGUGUGGUCCUGCACUGACAGCAAGGCUUACAAACAGGGGAGCUGGGAACGUGUUGGUCCCGUAUCUCCCUGCAUCUGCCUCCUGACCUAAUUGUCCCACCUUACCUCAUGAUUGGGCCGGCCCUGAUUUGGAACUGUGAUGAAACCAGGCAAUAUCUUAUGAGCCAUAGGUAACAAACCUUCCAUUUUGCCCAAACCAGGAAACUGCAGCUGGCAGCUUUGGAAUAAGCUGGGAUAUUAAGCUAACUUCAAACUUUGCUUGGUCAAAACAGGAAACUCUGGUUGAUCAGUGGCUUCGUGGUUUGACUGUUCCCACUGAUAGCAGUAAAAAUAGGAAGCCCUGUUGCAUUCAAAGGGGUUGUUUGGACAGAGUCUGUGAUCAGCAUGCCAAUCAGGACAGGCUUAAAAAGGUAAAGGACCCCUGACCAUUAGGUCCAGUCGUGGCCGACUCUGGGGUUGCGGAGCUCAUCUCGCUUUACUGGCCGAGGGAGCCGUCGUACACUUUUCGGGUCAUGUUGCCAGCAUGACUAAGCCGCUUCUUGCGAACCAGAGCAGUGCACGGGAACGCUGCUUACCUUUCUGUCAAAGCGCUACCUAUUUAUCUACUUGCACUUUGAUGUGCUUUCGAACUGCUUGGUUGGCAGGAGCAGGGACCGAGCAACGGGAGCUCACCCUGUCGCGGGGAUUCGAACCGCCAACCUUCUGAUCGGCAAGUCCUAGGCUCUGUGGUUUAACCCACAGUGCCACCCACGUCCCAGGAUAGGCUUAGGAAGCAAUUAUUAUUAUUAUUAUUAUUAUUAUUAUUAUUUUCAUCCUGCCUAUCUGACUGGGUUACCUCUGCCCAUCUGGGUAGCUUCCAACAAUACAAAAACAAGCAAAACUUUCCCUGUAAAAGGCUGCCUUCGGAAGUCUUCCAUUUCGUAGAAAUGGCCUUCGGUUUUAAAGAAUUGCCCUCUUUAAGGAAUCACUUGGUGUAAACAUGUAUGUUGUCCUCUAGGUCCAAACACACACAGACACACACAUGGUAGGAGCAAGCAGUGCUCCAAAGUGCUUAUCUUGCGAACUUGCCGUCUAAGUUGUUUACUCCUGACCAAAGUUCCUGUUUCCCAAAAGGACAGGAGGGGGAGCAGAGGAGGAAACGGAUGGGUUUGAAGGCUCUUUCUGCCUCUCUCCCCUGAGAAACAAGAGCAAAGGGUGUUUGCAGGCCAGGAGGACAGAGGAAGAGGCAGCGAGGGCAGAGGGAGCAGUGGGCGGAUCCCCCGCCUCUCCCAAGGGGUCCAGAUGCAAGCAAGGGGCUUCCUUCUUCUCCCUGCAAGGGCCACCCAUGUAUUCAGAGCAGUCCUUUGCAGAUUAACUUUUAAGUUCCCAAGAAUCUACUCUCAGGCCACUAAUGUGCAUACCAUGCCAGCCUUAGGAAGGGAGGUGGGACAGGCAGGUGAAAAGAAUUGCCAAAGGUGUUUGAAAAUGCACCUUGGGAAGUGGGUGCCCUUGGGAAGGGGGUGCCCAAUUGCGGCUUCUCCAGGGGUAGUAGAAUGUCUUGGGCAGGAGAAUCGCUGCAGGGGCUCUCAGACUCCCUUGGCUUCUUCUUCCCUUCCUCCCAGGAAGCUGCAACUUGCUCUGGAUUCUGCACUCCUCAGGAAGCUGAACCUGCAAACCUAGCUGAGACUGAACCUGCAACCCUGGCCAGGAUGGAAGGAGGAAGAUGGACGGUUGACCUGGUCAGGCUCUCUCCCGCAUCCCUCCCCACAACCUCUGAGCAUUCCCUCCCAGGACCCUUGGAGAAAUCUGGUGAGUUCCAGGGGAGAGGAGAUGGGGACAGGGACAGAUGGAUGGUGGAGGGAGAAAGAGGAAAAGAUGGAGAGGAGACAAAUGGAAGGAAGUUCCUGACAGGAAGAAGGAAGAGGUGAAGCCUUCUGCAAAGCAGCUCUUUGUUUCUUGAAUCCUUUUCCUAAAGUAGUGGGGUCAGAUUUUCUUCCUCCAGGCUUUGAAAUCUUAGGUGUUAUUUCCAUGGCAGGAAUAAUUGAUGAUAAUGAUGUUGCACACCAAUCCUGAAAAAUGGGUGAAGGGGAAUGGAAAUGCUUCCCAUAAUUAUUUAUAAUUAAUGUAUUUAAAUUGUUUCUAUUACUCUUAUUUUUUAUAGACAGGGUCAGAAUGAUACAUUCCACCAGCAUCAAAACACAAUAAAUGCAUGCACCUUCCCAGUUUGGUGGGCUUAAGGGACAAAGGACCAGUUAUCAUGAUACACAAUUCCUGUGGCUGGAGGCUGUACACAUAGGAUUGGGCAUAUAAAGUCCAAGAGCAGGUGGUAUUAUAAGCAAACUGUGUAAACUUGCCAAUCUCACAGACUGGGGUUGUUUGUGUGAGUGAGUGAGUGAGUGAGUGAGUGGGAUAAUAAUUUUAGCACCCCUGUGUAAUGGCUUGGUUCUCCCGCACAGACAUGAGACAACUCCAGUAGUAAUUAUCUCAAACUCAUAAAUCACUGUGGAGCUCAGUCUUCGGCCUGUUCAUCCCAGCUUGCAGUUGCCGAGUCCUCCAGCAAAGAAGGCCCCGCUUUCACUUUCUUUUCCCCUCUUCUUGCAGAUUCUCUAGAGCCUACGAUUUUUUGGACAGGCUAUUUCGGGGGCUCUGUGUCAGAGCUCAAACUGGAGAUAACAGUCUGUGCCCCCCCCCGUCACCCCCUCUUCCUGCUCUUUGUUCUUUGCUCCUGCUGCAGCUUGGCUGCUCCUCCUCUGCUUCACAUUCCAACUGAAUCACAUCUCUUGCCUUCUCAGGCUCUGUCAGCGGAGGCACGAGAGGCUUGAGAUUCACAGAGCUGACACCCUGUAAUUUUGUCCGUUCCUAAGCUUCCAUGGAGAUACUGUGGUACAACCUUGGUGCAAAUUUCAAAAUAAAUAUACAAAGCCAACAAAGAGACUCAGAAGUUUAUAGUGGCACCAGCUUUCCUGCUCAAAAUUCCACUUUGUGAGACUGCAGCCCACAAAAGCUUAGGCCAUAAUACAUUUAUCAGCCUUUAAGGGCUGCAAAAGAUGAAUAAGCAGAAGCGUAGUUCAUCUAUGGAAUCUAUCCUACAGGAGACAGUGACGGCCAGCAACAUGGAUAGCUUGAAAAAAAGGAUAAGACUGACGUCUCUGCUCUGCCCUCGCAAUCCUAGGCAAUAACGCUUCUUAAUACUAGUUUCUGGAAAGCACAGGAAGUCAGAGAAGACUCUUGUGCUCCAAUCCUGCUUGCCGGUUUCCCACAGGCAUCUGGUUGGCCUCUGUGAGAAGAGGAUGCUGGACUAGGUGGGCCUUUGCCUGAUCCAGCAGGCUCUUCUUAGGUUCCAAUAUAUUGCAAUAUUUUUACAGUUACAUGUAGCACUUAAGUUUUAUUUAUUUCACAAGGGAAAUGCUGUUACUUGAGCCUGAGAUCAUUUCUUCACUUCAGAAAGAAAAAAUAGAUGUGUCUAAUAAGCCAAUUCCACCAUAGAUCUGGAUUAUAAAACGAUGCUGCUUUAUUAAGUGUGAUUGGAGUGAUCAUGUGUUGCUCUUGCCACUAUCUCAUCAGCUUUUCAAAAAAUAUGGAACCUAGAGAGGACAGUGGAGAAUGGAGACUGUGUGAAAAUGAGAGAAGGUGCAGAUUGGGAUUGACAGGUGUUCAGUUCCUUUUUUGUCUUUCUUGAAAGUCUAACAGGAUUCUCUUUCCUCCCAGACUCCCAAACAGGUGAGGAAGAUGAAAGUCAGAAUUCUAUGAAGCCACAGGUGAAUUUAUGGGGGAAAACAAAGACACUGAGGAUACAACAAAAAAGUCAAAAAGGAGAGAAACUAUUUGAAUGUAUGGCAUGUGGAAAGAGCUUCAGUGAAAGUGGAAAACUUAGAAUACACCAACGAACUCACACAGGGGAGAAACCUUUUAAAUGUACUGUAUGUGGAAAGAGCUUCAGUGAUAGUGGAUCACUUAGAAUACACCAACGAACUCACACAGGGGAAAAACCAUAUAAAUGUAUUGAAUGUGGAAAGAGCUACAGUCAAAAUGGAUACCUUAGAAUACAUCAACGAAUUCACACGGGGGAGAAACCAUUUAAAUGUAUUGAAUGUGGAAAGAGUUUCAGCAAAAGUGGAGUACUUAGAGUACACCAACAAACUCACACAGGGGAGAAAACAUAUAAAUGUAUUGAAUGUGGAAAGAGCUACAGUGAAAAUGGAUACCUUAGAAUACACCAACGAACUCACACAGGGGAGAAACCAUUUGAAUGUUUUGAGUGUGGAAAGAGCUUCAGUACAAGUGGAGACCUUAGAAUACACCAACGAACUCACACAGGGGAGAAACCAUUUAAAUGUAUUGAAUGUGGAAAGAGUUUUAGCAUGAGCGGAGCACUUAGAGUACACCAACGAACUCACACAGGGGAGAAACCAUUUAGAUGUAUUGAAUGUGGAAAGAGCUUCAGUACAAGCAGAGCACUUAGAAUACACCAACGAACUCACACAGGGGAGAAACCAUUUGAAUGUUUUGAGUGUGGAAAGAGCUUCAGUACAAGUGGAGACCUUAGAAUACACCAACGAACUCACACAGGGGAGAAACCAUUUAAAUGUAUUGAAUGUGGAAAGAGUUUUAGCAUAACCGGAGCACUUAGAGUACACCAACGAACUCACACAGGGGAGAAACCAUUUAGAUGUUUUGAAUGUGGAAAGAGUUUUAGCAUAAGCGGAGCACUUAGAGUACACCAACGAACUCACACAGGGGAGAAACCAUUUAAAUGUAUUGAAUGUGGAAAUAGCUUCAGUACAAGUGGGAAACUUAGAAUUCACCAACGAACUCAUACAGGGGAGAAAUCAUUUAAAUGUAUUGAAUGUGGAAAGAGUUUUAGCAUAAGCGGAGCACUUAGAAUACACCAAAGAACUCACACAGGGGAGAAACCGUUUCAGUGUAUGGAAUGUGGAAAGAGCUUCAGUCAAAAUUAUACACUUAGAAGACACCAACGAACUCACACAGGGGAGAAACCAUUUGAAUGUUUUGAGUGUGGAAAGAGCUUCAGUACAAGUGGAGACCUUAGAAUACACCAACAAAUUCACACAGGGGAGAAACCAUUUAAAUGUAUUGAAUGUGGAAAGAGCUUCAGUACAAGUUCGAAACUUAGAAGACACCAACGAAGUCACACGAGGGAGAAACCAUUUCAAUGUAUGGAAUGUGGAAAGAGCUUCAGUGAAAGUGGACAUUUUAGAAUACACCAACGAACUCACACAGGGGAAAAACCAUUUAAAUGUAUUGAAUGUGGAAAGAGCUUCAUUGAUAGUGGAUCAUUUAGAAGACACCAACGAACGCACACAGGGGAGAAACCAUUUAAAUGUAUUGAAUGUGGAAAGAGCUUCAGUACAAGUUCGAAACUUAGAAGACACCAACAAAGUCACACGAGCGAGAAACCAUUUCAAUGUAUGGAAUGUGGAAAGAGCUUCAGUGAUAGGGGAUCACUUAGAAUACACCAACGAACUCACACAGGGGAAAAACCAUUUAAAUGUAUUGAAUGUGGAAAGAGCUACAGUCAAAGUGGAGCACUUAGAAGACAUCAACGAACUCACACAGGGGAAAAAUCACAGAUACUUUAAUAAACCGUAUCGGUGUUCUUUACCUUUCCUUCUAUGCUUCCUUGCAAUACUGAUAAAAUCAAACCACACCAAUGCUUUCAGCCCCAGAAGAGGAGCUCCCCUUGGUGUCAGGGGAGGGGUCCAAGGCAGCAUCUGGAGCCCUGCCAUUCCUUCUGUCCCUGGCCCCUUCCCCUCCUCUCUCUGCCAUCCCAGAGCCACUCUUGACUCCACAGCAGGAGACUGGAUCUGUCUGUGAUGAUGAGAUGUCCUGGCUGGUUGAAGGACCACUUCCUGUUUCUUGCAGCUCCAUCCUUUCUCAUGCAAGGUGGAGUCAUGAAGCAGGUGAAGGCUGAGCACACCUAAGGGUGGCGCAGCGGGUGGGUGGGAUUCUGCUUAAUCUUUCCCCGUCUUCUCCUUUUCUGGUUCCAAAUCCCCACACAAAAAGGGGUAGUGUGAGGGCGCAAUCAGUGUUAUGGAGCUGCACUGAAAAUCAUUGCUUUGUGAGCGUAAGAGGCCCUUCUCAAAAAAACAAGCAUCAAGAGAAUUUAAGCUACAGAAUUUAAAACAAACAGAUAAUUACUAAAAAAGAAAGCAGUCUGGUGCCACAUUGCGUAGGAGUUACUUUAACACACUCUUCCUGGGGCUGCCUUUGAAAAGAGCUCAGAAACUUCAAUGGCUCAAAGAGCUGCAGACACAUUACUGACCAGGGCUGGCUAUAGGCAGAAUAGGACUCCCAUAUUAGAACAGCUCCAUCUGCCUAAUUGUCUGUUUCUGGGCACAAUCAAUGUUUCCACAAGAAGAGGAAGAUAGAUUUGGAGUGCCGCAUUUUCAAAAAAGAUGGACACACGACUGUUUCUUGGAGCUGAAAGGCAUGCCCGUGUGCCUCAUUUGUGGUGAGGCCCUCUCCGUCCUGAAGAAGGCCAACCUGCAGAGGCACCACAGGACGAAGCACAUUCAGUACAAGGGAGUUCCACGGGCAGCUGCGCCAGGAGAAGGUCAAGGCGCUGAAAACGGACCUGUUGGGUAACCUGUGGCCCAUCCAGAUGAUGUGAUAUUGCAACUCACGUCUUCUUUAGCCGUUGGCCAUGCUGGCUGGGGCUCAUGGGAGCUUGAGUCCAAGGAUCGAGGUCACAAAUGCCGGGGACAAUUCAAAUCCCUCCUCAGUCAUGAAGCCGAUUGGGCGACUUAAAGCUGGUCACCAUCUUUAUGUGAAACCUCCCUCGCAGGGUUGCUGUGUGCGUGAAAGCAAUAUAUCUUGUGGUGGGCUUGAUGAGGGGAGUGUGGAACAGAAAUGUAAUUCAUGGGUAAGAGGACAGGAAAUAGUUCUGAAUCUGACUGAAAAUAAAGGAUUCUUUGUCUCCAAAUUGCAUAUAGCAAGCACAUGUGUUGUUGAACUCUAGCUGAAGUCUCAGCAUCUGGUUCCUCAGCACUCUGCACUCUCUCUCUGGAAACCUCCGGCUGUCAGGUGACAGGAACCAGCCAAUGCCUCCCAGUUCAGAAACAGUCUGCCAAGAGCUGAGAUUGGAAGUGGACAACCAAGGAAACUUAGGGGAGCAUUUUCAUUUCCAUGCUUAUGAAUAUUGAAUUGAAUCAAUUCAUCUGAUGUGUUCAAAAUAGUAGAGAAAAUUUAUGGUUGACACCACCUUGGGAUAGUUUUGACAGGAAUUCGGGGAACUAGGAAUAUUUUUAGUUCCAUCAGAGUUGAUGGAUCAGCAAAUAGCUAGAGAGGAUUAAGGGGUGGGGGCGGGAAUCAGGCCUUGUUUCUCAUGUGACAGAUAACCGAUUCCACAGUUCUUAAAUGUGACCAUUUGCGACACAAGAUCUACCCACCAGGGAAGAAUGGCAGAUGAAGGUGAUGGACUAUAUGGAACUGGCGGAAAUGACUGGCAGGAUCCGAGACCAGGGAGAAGAGUCGGUGGAAGAAGAUUGGAAGAAAUUUAAAGACUAUUUACAGAAACAUUGUAAAAUUAAUGAAUGUUAGAAAGAUAUUGGAAUGAACUUAUGUGGUUUUAGCAGAAAUGUUAUAAAGGAUUAGGAAAAAAUAGACUGUUAAUUGGUGAAACGAGGGAAAGUAAAGUUAUAUCAUAUUAAGAUAAAUUACAGGACAAAAAUUGUAAAAAGAUGGAAAGGAUUUGCUGAAAUAGUUAACCGAACUAGAAUACAAAAAAGGGAGGUGUGAGGAGGUCAAGAAAACAAGCUAACAAAUGAUAAGUUAUGGGAAGAUUCGAUGUUUUAUUUUUUUAAUGGACUUUUUUCUGUUUUUGUAUUUUCUUUUUUUUCUUUUCCUAUUAUGAUGUGUUGUUUUUGAUGUUGUUUAAUAUGAUAUUAUUUUUUUCUUUUUGUAACCUUUAAAACCUUAAUAAAUAUUAUUAAAAAUAAAUAAAUAAAUGUGACCAUUUGCUGCCUCCCAAAAUUAUGCUUAAGCCUUUCCCCUCCCCCCCCCCCAAAAA